UGUGUUUAAUACCCAACGACCUUAAUUUGAAAUUAUUGAUUUUGCGCUGGCGGCGGGUUAGGUAUGGCUUGAUUUGUGGCAUCCCCUACAUAAUCGUUUACCGUUAUAUUGCCGCACAAACUGAAUUCUAUUCUCAUUUUGCUUUAAUUUACUCAACAUACAAUUUUGAUUUUCUAUUGAAUUUGCUGCAUUCGAUGCCGUUUUUCAAAGAUAUAGCAAGGGUUGCCGAUGGGUUGUCUUUGGUUGCCAAAGAGACUAUCUACCGGCAACGGCGGAGCGAAGGCGGCAAUAGCUUGCAAUCGUUGAUUAAGAAUACUCUUCUCUCCGCUACCGAUUUAACUGGACUUACCAAAGGCAAAGUUCGACAGAUAGAUGCAGAUUCUGCUGUACGUACUGAUUCGAAUAUAGAAAGUGUUGUUUACUUUACUGAUGAAAAACCUAGCACGUCUAGUUCUAGUGAGCCUCAAAUUGAAUGUCAUUUAGAGGUGAAGGAAGUUUCUGAAGCUGAAAUUCGUGAGCCUCCAGUUCCGGUUCAGUCUGCUGGGACGACUUAUGAAGGUGAUGUUCAGAUAGAUUCGAUCUCUUCUGAAAGCAAAGCUGCUGCUGCUGAAGUUGUUGCUCCUGUUACUCCGCAGCUGAAAAGACAGAGGAAGCUACGGGAGAGGAAAGUGCCGACGACUUCUUUCUCUAGAGCGCUUGGGUUUGCGGGCCUUGGAGCUGGUCUUGCUUGGGGUACACUUCAAGAAUCUGCCAAGAGGCUUGUUUUUGGUGAACCAAAUGUUCAAGGCAAUCAAUCUGCUGUAUCCCCCUAUCUGUCUGAGAAAAAUGCAGAACGUCUGGCUCUUGCAUUAUGUAGAAUGCGUGGAGCAGCUCUAAAAUUGGGGCAGAUGUUAAGCAUCCAAGAUGAAUCUGUGGUUCCAGCUCCGAUCUUAGCUGCUUUGGACAUUGUCCGUCAAGGUGCAGAUGUUAUGCCUAGAAGUCAGCUUAAUCAAGUAUUAAGCAGCGAAUUAGGUCAUGAUUGGUCGUCGAAGUUGAAGAGUUUCGAUUAUGAGCCGAUGGCAGCAGCAAGUAUUGGACAGGUCCACCGGGCUUUCACAAAGGACGGCAUGGAGAUUGCUAUGAAAAUACAGUACCCAGGUGUUGCUGAUAGCAUUGAGAGUGACAUUGAAAAUGUGAAACUUCUAUUAAGUUACACAAACUUAUUACCAGAGAAGCUGUUCCUUGACAAUGCUAUGAAGGUUGCCAAAGAAGAACUUUCUCGUGAAUGCGACUAUGAGCUGGAAGCCAAAAAUCAAAAAAGAUUUGGCAUGCUAUUAUCUGGCACAAAGGGAUUUUAUGUGCCGGUGGUCAUAGAUGAUUUGUCAAGUAAACGAGUACUGACUUCAGAACUUGUUCCUGGAAUUCCAAUUGACAAGGUGACGUUACUGGAUCAAGAGACUCGGAACUAUGUUGGAAGGAAAUUGCUCGAGCUUACUCUGAUGGAGUUGUUUGUUUUUCGCUUCAUGCAGACCGAUCCUAACUGGAGCAAUUUCCUCUAUGAUGAGUCUGAAAAAGUAAUCAAUCUCAUUGACUUUGGAGCAGCUCGUGACUACCCCAAAAGUUUUGUGGAUGAUUAUCUUAGAAUGGUUUUUGCUUGCGCAAACAAUGACCGGGAAGCAAUAAUAAAGUUGUCUCAGAGGCUUGGUUUCCUCACAGGAGAAGAAUCUGAAAUAAUGAUGGAGACACAUGUUCAGGCAGGUUUCGUUGUGGGGUUGCCAUUCUCAAAGCCUGGAGGGUAUGAUUUUCGAGCUAACAAUAUUACUCAAAGCAUUUCAAAUCUUGGGGCUACGAUGUUGAGGCACAGGCUGACACCGCCACCUGAGGAGGCUUACAGUCUUCACCGUAAGCUUUCUGGAGCUUUCCUUGCUUGCAUAAAGCUGGGGGCUGUGGUUCCAUGCAGGGAGAUCUUACUUGAAGUAUACGAAAAAUAUGAGUUUGGCGAACAUGAUAAUGAAAGAUUGGCUAGCGGAUCAGAGUAAUGAGGAGAUCCAUCUUCCACAUUGUUAAACUGUCCAUCGGGUUCAAGGAUGAGGCAGAAAGUCCUUAAGAACGAGAGAGUCGACUAAAACCCAGUGGUAUGUGCUGCUCUAUUUGCUGUUCCAUUGGCUAUGCCUCCAUUCAGUGCAGCCUAUGUUCAAAUCAAGUCAUGAAUGACAUAUUAAUUUAUGGUCCUUUUAGCACAAUUUGCUGAAGUUCCAUUGCUUUUCAGUAACUGAGAAAAUCAUUUUUGAUACAAUUUGGAAUGGGGAAUGAAGGUAUACAAAUUUGAGGUUUAUGUAAUUGUUAUAGGAAAAUUUAAGAGAAAUAAAUCUGAAAAAUGUACUGUGCACUUUUAGGCAUUUUUUGUCUUCAAUAAAAGCGGUAUUAGUUGAAUUACCUCAAA
Messenger RNA from Solanum pennellii, 2422 nucleotides. Its product is annotated as protein ABC transporter 1, mitochondrial. The record is from RefSeq and is a predicted model, not a curated record. The transcript has 8 exons. Gene Ontology annotation, biological process: ubiquinone biosynthetic process. The coding region runs from base 195 to 2018 and encodes 607 amino acids. Gene Ontology annotation, molecular function: kinase activity. Lineage: Eukaryota; Viridiplantae; Streptophyta; Magnoliopsida; Solanales; Solanaceae.